This is a messenger RNA of Zea mays, 1663 nucleotides long. Its product is annotated as putative protein kinase superfamily protein. The coding region runs from base 110 to 1378 and encodes 422 amino acids. Gene Ontology annotation, cellular component: nucleus. The record is from RefSeq and is marked provisional. Gene Ontology annotation, molecular function: protein serine/threonine kinase activity; ATP binding. Gene Ontology annotation, biological process: protein phosphorylation. The transcript is spliced from 12 exons. Lineage: Eukaryota; Viridiplantae; Streptophyta; Magnoliopsida; Poales; Poaceae.
CCCUUCCACUUUCCCCUUCCCUUCCCUUGCAUUCGCGCGUUUUCCACCUCCCAUCACGACCUCUUCCUGACGUUUCCCCAAUUCCUCCGCGCUAAGCAGAGCAACAGCGAUGGCGACGAAGUACGCUGCCGCCGCGGCUGAUCUGGUCACGGGCCGUCCGCGGAAGCGGGCGAGGCUUGGCUGGGACGUGGCGUCGGCUGCCGAGGCUCAGAUAGGAACAUUUUGUGGGCAAGAAGUUGGUGAUGUGGCCAGCCUGCUAUUAUCAGCAAAUCCUUCCGACCAUACUUGUUCGUCUCUGCUCCCGAAGGGUGUGGCUCGAAAUGCUUCCCCUCCCUGGAGAGAAGACGAUAAAGAUGGCCAUUAUGUAUUUGCUGUUGGAGAGAAUUUGGCCUCUCGCUACAAGAUAUACAGAAAAAUGGGUGAAGGUACUUUUGGUCAAGUACUGGAAUGCUGGGACCGAGAAAGCAAAGAGAUGGUGGCUAUUAAAAUUGUUCGCUCUGUAAAGAAAUACAGUGAUGCAGCAAUGAUAGAAAUUGAUGUCCUGCAGAAGCUUGCAAAAAAUGAUGCUGCAGGCAAACAUUGUGUUCAAAUACGGAACUGGUUUGACUAUCGUAGCCAUAUUUGUAUUGUCUGCGAGAAGCUUGGCCCAAGCUUAUAUGAUUUUCUGCAGAAAACCGGCUUCCAUCCAUUCCCAAUUGAUCUAAUUCGCCGGAUCGGACAGCAACUUUUGGAAUCUGUUGCAUUCAUGCAUCGUCUUCAGCUAAUUCAUACUGAUCUGAAACCAGAGAACAUCCUCCUCGUUUCUUCAGAUUAUGUCAAGUUACCUGAUCCCAAGGACGGAUCAUUCUCAAGGAAACUGCCAAAAUCAAGUGCCAUUAAAUUGAUUGACUUUGGAAGUGCAGCAUACCAUCACCAGGAUCGCAGUUACAUUGUAUCUACCAGACACUAUCGCGCCCCUGAAGUUAUUUUGGGACAUGGAUGGAGCUAUCCAUGUGAUAUCUGGAGUGUUGGUUGUAUACUUGUUGAGCUUUGCUCGGGUGAGACACUGUUUCAGACUCACGAUAACUUGGAACACCUUGCAAUGAUGGAUAGAGUUCUAGGUCCUCUUCCACGGCACAUGCUGGAAAGAGCCGACCAGCAUGCGGAGAAGUACGUCAGAAAAGGAGGAUUGAACUGGCCACAAGCAAUAACAACAGUAGAGAGCGUUAGAGCUGUUCUCAAACUGCCUCGCCUUCAGAACCUGGUGAUGCAGCAUGUGGAUCACUCUGCGGGGGACUUCAUUGACCUUCUGAAGCGCCUCUUAGCCUAUGAGCCCUCGGGAAGGUUGACUGCUCAAGAAGCGUUGGGCCAUGUCUUCUUUACCAGAUACCGGCAAUAACAAGUCGCCUCGCCAUGACAUCUUCGAUGAUUGGCUAUGGCACAUUUAUCUGACGAAGAAUUAACAAAAUCUAGAGACAGUUGGCGAGUUCUGAGUAUUCAGAGGCAAGAGAUACAGCCUUGAGAGAAUUCAGAUGGUCGUUGAACAAAGAGAACUUGGCGCGAGUGCUUGUAGACAUAUCUGGUAUAUGUGUGUGUGCACGAAGAUUGCGGUUGGAUACCAAUGUAAAUGCAAGUGUAACUGAAUUAACUGUUACAAAUUUUUCUUUAUAAGCUGCAAGCUCAC